Paramecium octaurelia is the source of this 1005-nucleotide messenger RNA. Lineage: Eukaryota; Ciliophora; Oligohymenophorea; Peniculida; Parameciidae. The record is from the annotation of a GenBank genome assembly.
AUGGAAUAGUAACCACUCAGUAAUUAAAGAGUAGAUUCAUUUAUCUAUUUAGUAGCAAAACUUUAACGACGACUAACUGACAUAGAGGAGGGAGUUGACUGCAUACGAAUCCUUUUUAGAUUGCUUUGGUUGUUUUUCAGGAUUUUUGAGAGUAUUUAUAUUAAUAUAGAAUUUCAAAGGCAUGGCUUCCAUGUGUAUUUUGCUGCUGUGAAAAUCCAUUCUUCGCAGUCCAAUAAAGCUCAGUGGGAUUAGUGGAGAAGUUCGGAAAAUAUCAUAGGAGUCUGCCACCUGGCUUGAAUCAAAUCAAUCCAUGCACGGUAAUAUCAUAUUCUAUAUUAAGGAUUCAGUCAUAUCAGUGGAUUUGAGAACAAGAGUAUUAGAUUUAGAUAGACAAAUUAUAUUGACAAAAGACAACAUUUAAGUUAACAUUGAUACCUGCAUGUAUUUUAGAAUUAUUGGUAUACAAUUAAAUAUAUAUCUCUCUUUUUUUUUCAUUUAGAUCCUGUCAGAGCCACCUAUAGAGUUUCAAGAUUGACAUAAUCUGUUAAGGACAUGACAUAUGCAGCCCUGAGACAAGUGUGCGGAGAACAUUAGCUCCAGGAUUUAUUAGAGCACAGAGAAAUGGUCUAAGAUUCAAUAGAAGCCUAUCUCGAUAAAUCAACUGAAUAAUGGGGAAUCUACAUAGAAGAAGUCUUUAUUAAGGACAUGGUUCUGACACCAUAAAUGCAAUCUGAUUUGGCAGCUGCUGCUAAAAAUAAAAGAAUCGCCUAGGCUAAAGUUAUAUCUGCCUAGGCUGAUGUAGAAAGUGCAAAGUUGAUGAAGGAGGCUGCCUAAGCAUUGGAUAGCAAAGCUGCAAUGCAGAUUAGAUUUCUAGAAACACUUCAACUAUUAGCCAAAGGUCCAUCUUAGAAGCUAAUGUUUUUGCCAUUAAGUCCAGAAUCUCAAGGAGCUCAUAAUGGAUGAAAGUCUUGCUUUAUUAAUAUAAAAUUUAAUUUAAAUAUUAAA